Molecule: messenger RNA, 1301 nt
Organism: Tricharina praecox
Lineage: Eukaryota; Fungi; Ascomycota; Pezizomycetes; Pezizales; Pyronemataceae
Product: polysaccharide lyase family 1 protein
Exons: 3
Coding region: 134-1270 (378 amino acids)
Molecular function (GO): pectate lyase activity
Source: RefSeq, a predicted model, not a curated record
CCUCAGCCAGCUCAGCGCCUUCACUUCCGAUUUACAUUCUUUCCAAUACUUACAUUCAUUCUUUCACAGCGAGUCUGUUCAUUCAUUCGGUCGUCUCAAAACACCUAGAACUUCACCUGCAACGCAUAACAAUAUGCGUCUCGUAUUCCUCUUCAUCUCCCUGCCCGCCCUGGCACUCGCCCAGGUGACGGGCUCCGCACCCGGUUUCGCAACCGGUACUACCGGUGGAGGCAGUGCUACGCCGCAGUACCCCGCCAGCAUCGCCGAGCUCAAGUCCUGGCUCGCGGACUCGACCGCCCGUGUGAUCAUGCUGAACAAGGAGUACAACUUCCUGACGUCGGCGGGCACGACCACCGCGACCGGUUGCCGUCCCAGCUCCAACACCUGCCCCAACGCGGGCGGGCAGGACGCCAUCAACGGCGCCAACUGGUGCACCAGCGGCGGCUAUCCGAGUGUCUCGGUCACCUACGACACCGCGGCCCUGACCCCGCUCGUCGUCAACAGCAACAAGUCGCUCGUCGGCGUCGGCAGCGCCGGUGUCAUCCGCGGUAUCGGUCUCAGGAUGGCAAACGGCGUCCAGAACGUCAUCGUCCAGAACGUUCACAUCACCCAGCUCAACCCGCAGUACAUCUGGGGUGGUGAUGCGAUCACCCUCGUCGGCACUGACAAGAUCUGGAUCGACCACUGCAAGUUCUCCCUCAUCGGUCGCCAGAUGAUUGUCACCGGCUACGACGCGGCCAAGCGCGUCUCGAUCACCAACAACGAGUUCGACGGGCAGACCUCGUGGUCCGCCACCUGCAACGGCCAGCACUACUGGACCCUCCUCUUCCUCGGCGCCGCGGACAAGAUCACGAUGGCCGGCAACUACCUGCACCACGUCUCCGGACGCGCGCCCAAGGUCGGCGGCAGCGGCGACAUCACCUUGCACGCGGUCAACAACUACUUCUACAACAUUGGCGGGCACUCGUUCGACGUGUCUACCGGCGGCAACGUGCUGAUGGAGGGUAACGUGUUCGAGUCCGUCACGACUCCCAUCACCACCGCUAGCAAGACCGGUGGUGGAACUAUCUACAACGCUGGAGGAUCCACCUGCUCCACUUACAUCGGUCGCUCUUGCCAGGCGAACUCCGUCUCCAGCUCUGGUACCUUCGAUGGUUAUGGAAGCACCUCCGCCAUGGCCGGCUUCUCCGGCUACACCGUACACCCUGCUGUGGCCGCUAGCGGUGUCAAGGCCAGUGUUGUCUCCAACGCCGGUAUUGGAAAGAUCUAAGCGAUCGUGGCUUCGAGUGGAGGAAAAAGGG